Prunus avium (sweet cherry) is the source of this 1828-nucleotide messenger RNA. The record is from RefSeq and is a predicted model, not a curated record. NCBI's taxonomy places the organism in Eukaryota, Viridiplantae, Streptophyta, Magnoliopsida, Rosales, Rosaceae.
ACAGUCCGGAUUUGAAACCCAAAUUGGUUCUCUCUUGCCCUCCGAUCCCUAGCAAACCUUAAUUGGCUCACCAUCUCCAUUUUUCUGGACCAAAGCGAAGUGAAUAUGGAGCAAAGAGAACCACCCAAGUCCCGUUUGAAAUCGAAGAUGGAGUUGGAUAGAAUUAGCAACUUACCAAGUGAUGUUAUAGAACAAAUUUUGUCACAUUUGCCCAUCAGAGAAGCAGUGAGGACAAGUGUUUUAUCAAGCAACUGGAGAUACAAAUCGGCUAUGCUUCGUCAUCUUUUGUUUGAUGAUCGGUGUGUCUCAACUCAAAAGCAUAUAACCUUUGUGGACAUUGUUGAUCAUGUACUCUUAGGUCACAUUGGCCCCAUUCACAAGUUUAGGCUUUCUCAUCGAGGUCGUCUAGCCAAUUGGGAUGUUGAUCGAUGGAUUCUUCAUCUAUCAAGAAACUCUAUCGAAGAGUUCAUACUUGAAAUUUGGGGAGGGUACCGCUACAGAAUUCCUUCAUAUUUGUUUUCUUGCCAGAAUAUGAUCCAUUUAGAGUUACUUAGAUGUGUGCUAAAACUUCCACCAACAUUCAAAGGCUUCAGGAAUUUGAAAAGCCUUGUUAUUUCCCAUGUUAUCCUGGCUCAAGAUGUGUUCGAAAAUCUGAUUGCUUGCUGUCCUCUGCUUGAAAGGUUGACUUUGAUAGAAUUCAAUUUCGCCCAUCUCAAGAUUGAUGCGCCGAAUCUCCAAUUCCUUGCUGUUGAAGGUGUGUUUUUGAUUAAUACCCUAAAUCUUAUUGAUGUGUGUGUUUCUACGCACACCAAUGUUGGCCAAAUAUGGGGUUGUGACAGUUCUAGCAAUUUUGUCAAGUUUAUGGUUCACCUGCCUCAUAUUCAAAGGCUAAAAAUUCAGGGAUUCUUUUUACAGAGUUUGGCUGUUGGUGCCUUGUCAGCAAAGCUUCCUAAACCAUGUCUAUAUUUGAAAUUUCUUUCUAUAUGGGUAGACUUUUAUGAUCCGGUGGAGAUAUUAACUAUCCUAUGUCUUCUGAGAAGCUCCCCUGCCGUCCAAGAACUAGAACUUUCAGUUGACCCUGCUCUCGUAUUACUAGAAUUAUCCGGCGACCAUGAGCAUCAAGCUGCUUUGUCAGAAGUGACAGAAGUGAACUCCUUAUAUGGCAACUGGAUUUGCCCAUUCUCCCAACUGAGAUUUGUCAAAAUAUCCUACAUCUAUAAUGUCAAAGCUCAGUUAGAUUUCAUCAGAUUUCUGCUUUUAAAUUCUCCUGUGCUUGAGAAGAUUAUUGUUAAGCCUACUUAUGCCGAUGAUUCUUGGGAGCUCGUUAAACAGUUGCUCCGAUUAGGGCGUGCCUCAGUGCAUUCAGAGAUAAUCUUCUUGGACCCCUGAUUUGAACUUUGGCAGCUAAGAUGAGAGGACUUGCUUGAAUAAAUGAAUGUGGGUUUGGACUGUUGGGCACAAGUCUUUAUGGUGUAUGUCUGCCUAUGUCACUGAACAAUGUCUCAUACUUACAAUUAUCUUUGUGGAGGCAUAUGUUUAAAUUUAAGGCAUCUGAAGUGGGUCUACUUCUACUCAAUGAGGAGACGAGGAGAAUACCUAUCACAUGUUGUAUAAGCAAGAGGAAUUGCUUCAAGAGAUGAACAUGGGUCAAGGCAGUUGGCUUCAACUUACAAGUCUUUGUGACGAAUGCCAUGUCAUUUAUCUGAACAAACAAUGUUUCAUUAAAGUCAUGUCUUGGACACUUUCGUCAAAUUUCCAACAAUCAAUUGGCAAUGAAGGGGAACAAAUUAGCAAUGUAGUCCAUAGAGAGAAAUGGUUUACGUUUUUA